This is a messenger RNA of Eupeodes corollae, 1558 nucleotides long. RefSeq names its product actin, indirect flight muscle. The transcript is spliced from 3 exons. Gene Ontology annotation, biological process: mitotic cytokinesis. The record is from RefSeq and is a predicted model, not a curated record. NCBI's taxonomy places the organism in Eukaryota, Metazoa, Arthropoda, Insecta, Diptera, Syrphidae. The coding region runs from base 166 to 1296 and encodes 376 amino acids.
GCUUUGAUAAUAUGCGUUUGUUACAUGCGUGUAGUUGGUUAAAACAAAAUUGAUAUAAAACUGAAACUUUUGCAUGAGCAAGUCAUUUGCUGUUGAGUUAGGAGGCCAACACGUUUAAUCUUUAUUGCAUUUCAAAGCUCUGAGUACUAAAACAAACUUAUUAAGAUGUGUGAUGAUGAUGCAGGUGCCCUCGUCAUCGACAAUGGAUCUGGAAUGUGCAAAGCUGGAUUCGCUGGAGAUGACGCUCCAAGAGCUGUGUUCCCUUCUAUUGUUGGCAGACCAAGACAUCAGGGUGUGAUGGUCGGUAUGGGGCAGAAAGAUUCAUAUGUUGGAGACGAAGCUCAAAGUAAAAGAGGUAUUCUGACUUUAAAGUACCCCAUUGAGCACGGAAUUAUCACUAACUGGGAUGAUAUGGAAAAAAUUUGGCAUCAUACGUUUUAUAAUGAGCUACGUGUUGCUCCUGAGGAACAUCCUGUUUUACUUACUGAAGCCCCUCUUAACCCAAAAGCAAAUCGGGAGAAAAUGACCCAAAUUAUGUUUGAAACAUUUAAUUCACCAGCCAUGUACGUUGCCAUUCAAGCAGUCCUGUCUUUAUAUGCUUCUGGUAGAACCACCGGAAUUGUAUUGGAUUCGGGUGAUGGAGUCUCACACACUGUACCAAUCUACGAAGGUUUUGCCUUGCCUCAUGCUAUUCUUCGUUUAGAUUUAGCUGGUCGGGAUUUAACUGAUUAUUUGAUGAAGAUCCUUACUGAAAGGGGCUACUCAUUCACCACAACAGCUGAGCGUGAAAUAGUCCGAGACAUCAAAGAGAAAUUGUGUUAUGUUGCAUUAGACUUUGAGCAAGAAAUGGCAACAGCUGCUGCUUCAACCUCUUUAGAAAAGUCUUAUGAAUUACCUGAUGGUCAAGUUAUAACAAUUGGAAAUGAAAGAUUCCGCUGUCCAGAAGCGCUCUUCCAACCUUCAUUCCUGGGAAUGGAGUCUUGUGGCAUUCAUGAAACAGUUUAUAAUUCAAUCAUGAAGUGCGACGUUGAUAUCCGAAAAGACUUGUAUGCCAAUUCCGUUUUAUCAGGUGGUACUACCAUGUAUCCAGGUAUUGCGGAUCGUAUGCAAAAGGAAAUUACUGCCCUAGCACCCUCAACAAUUAAGAUUAAGAUUAUUGCUCCACCAGAAAGGAAAUAUUCAGUAUGGAUUGGUGGUUCAAUUUUGGCAUCUUUAUCUACUUUCCAGCAGAUGUGGAUUUCCAAACAAGAAUACGAUGAGUCAGGCCCUGGUAUUGUUCACCGUAAAUGCUUCUAACUUGUUUAUAUAUAAUAUGUUAUAAAAUGGAAACGCAUGCCAUUUUGUUUACUUGUAAUGGAAGGUGUGGCCUUAUAGUAGCCAUAGCAAAAUAUUAAGAAAACUAAUGUGCUGAAUAAAAAUCAAGAGCGCCAAGUUUUAAUCUUUAAAUUUGGAACUCAAACAAAUAUUAUAAACUAACAUUCUUUUAUUUCGUAUGUUUCAAAUAAUUGAUAUAAAUACUGAUCUAUAUACAUACUUAAUUAAAGUCAGUCAAAAAAUU